Monopterus albus (swamp eel) is the source of this 8189-nucleotide messenger RNA. It is a transcript of the gene tns1a, whose product is annotated as tensin 1a. Bases 22 to 5115 code for a protein of 1697 amino acids. Gene Ontology annotation, molecular function: protein binding. The transcript has 36 exons. Gene Ontology annotation, cellular component: focal adhesion. The record is from RefSeq and is a predicted model, not a curated record. Gene Ontology annotation, biological process: fibroblast migration. NCBI's taxonomy places the organism in Eukaryota, Metazoa, Chordata, Actinopteri, Synbranchiformes, Synbranchidae.
CGAGACGGGACAGAUGCAGGCAUGGCUCGCCUCAACUGGUGCCUGGCUGCUGUCAUCAGCUGGGGCAAGUUCCUCUUUGCCUGCUUCUUUCCUCUGCGGGGGGCCAAGCGAGACAAGCCUGAUGAGCUGGAGGGCGUCCACACACACACCUUCAAGCUGAAGCCAUUCAAGAAGGCCAAGAGCUGUGAUAUAUGCAAGCAGGCCAUCACCAAGGAAGGCCUCAUCUGCAAAGCGUGCCGGCUGUCCUGCCAUAAAAAAUGUGAAGUAAAGGUCACUACAUCAUGUCAGACAGCUACCAACUAUGAGCUGCCUCCCACUCCUCAGUUGCCAUUAAAGCAUGUAGAUACACCGGGAUCUACAAGGUCCUGCAAGAGUGUGGAGAUAAGGCGAAAACAAUCACGAAGUCAGAGUGUGGUUCAGGCCAUGGAGGAGGGCUAUGAGGUGGACCUGGUCUACAUCACGGAGAGGAUCAUCUCUGUCUCUUUCCCCUCCAGCGCCGAGGAGCACAGCUACACCGCCAACCUCAAGGAGGUGGCGACGAUGCUGCGGUCCAAACAUGGCGAACACUAUCUGAUGCUCAACCUGAGCGAGCGGAGGAAUGACUUAUCAAAAUUAAAUCACAAGGUUCUGGAGUUUAGCUGGCCAGACCACCAUGCACCUGCACUGGACAAAAUCUGCAGCAUGUGCAAGGCCAUCGACACAUGGCUCAGUGGAGACCCACACAAUGUGGUUGUACUACACAACAAGGGGAACCGAGGUCGAACCGGUGUGGUGGUGGCUGCCUACAUGCACUACAGCAACAUAUCUGCAAGUGCUGACCAGGCAUUGGACAGGUUUGCCAUGAGGCGCUUCUACGAGGACAAAGCACUUCCUGUAGGUCAGCCAUCACAGAGAAGGUACGUGCAGUACUUCAACGGCCUUCUGUGUGGACACAUAAAAAUCAACAACAAGCCUCUCUUCCUGCAUCAUGUUAUCAUGCAUGGCAUCCCUAACUUUGAGUCCAAAGGAGGCUGCCGUCCUUUCCUGAAGAUCUACCAGGCAAUGCAACCAGUCUAUACGUCAGGAAUAUACAAUGUACAAGGAGACAGCAACACCAGUAUCUGUAUCACCAUUGAACCCGGUCUGCUUCUGAAGGGAGACAUCUUGCUGAAGUGCUACCACAAAAGGUACAGAAACCCAACAAGAGACGUAGUGUUUAGGGUGCAGUUCCACACUUGUGCCAUCCACGACCUUGGGGUGGUUUUCGGGAAGAACGAAUUGGACGAGACCUUCAGAGAUGAGAGGUUCCCAGAGUAUGGGAAGGUGGAGUUUGUUUUCUCAUAUGGACCAGAAAAAAUCAAAGGUCUAGGGCACUUGGAGAAUGGACCAAGCGUUUCUGUGGACUACAACACCCAGGAUCCUCUGAUCCGCUGGGACUCAUACGAGAACUUUAACCUGCACUGCGAGGACACUGUGGACGACGAGCACGAUGUUGUUCACACCCAAGGUCCACUUGAUGGAAGUCUGUAUGCCCGGGUCCGAAAGAAAAACUCCCUGGACGGAGUUGUCACCAUCAAUGGCCUGCCAGACCAUGAAAAUGAAAACCCUCUGACCAGUUCUGAGAACCCAUUGCAACACACUAACCAUCCCCUCCAAACCACUGACCAGACCCUUCCAGUGACAGGCCAUGCCUCCCUCCCUGCUGUUGACCACACUCUAUCCGUGAGCAGUGACUCAGGCAACUCGACUGCAUCCAUCAAGACCGAUCGUACUGAUGAACACAGCCAGUCGGUUCAGAGCACCGUGAACCACAAUAACCCGACAGCUAUCCAAACAGCACUCAGCCCACAGGAGAAGAGAGAGCUUGACCAGCUCCUGAGUGGCCUUGAGGCACCAAUUCAUCAACAGCAAGCCUACCUGUCCACAUCCACCAGUCCGGGAGGAGGAGUCCGACACCUGGUCCCAGCACAGGUGCAUGUUAAUGGGGGCCACACCAGGUUAGUGGGUGUCCCUUCAACAGAAGAGCGUGAGACAGAUAUUCUUGACGACGAGCUGCCCAAUAGCCAAGAAGGCAACAGUGUGGACAGUUUGGGCACAGUUUCUUCCCUUGAGGGCCAAGCGACACCAGCUGACCUCUACUACCACUCACAGACGCCUGUCAGCAGACAGGGCAACAGGACAUACCUUGAAAGAGGUGUUCUUGGGGAAAAUUUGAGCGAGAUGCCUGUGCAUGGAGUACGAACUCCCACAGCAAUGCAAGAGAGGUCUGUGGACUCCUCACAGAGGGGAUACUACCAUAAUGGAGGUGGGAUAUACCACUCACAAUCCUUUGGGAACCCCCCGGCCAGCAGCCCUGAAACUAAUCCUAAACUGAUGCCCAGGGCCCCUGAAAGGAGCACCAGUAGCCGAGAGGCCGUUCAAAGGGGUCUCAAUGCUUGGCACCAGUAUAGCCUUCCAGACGAUCCGUUUGGCCCUCCGCUUCAGUCAACCCAUAGUUUGCCCCACUUCCCCACCUCAGCCUCUCAACGAGACAUUGAGCAGUCCAUCGAGGCGCUCAACAUGCUCAUGCUCGACCUGGACCCGAUCAGUUCGCACAUGUCCAAGUCCCACAGUGCACCCACUGGGGAGAAUAGUCUCAAUUCAUCACAGGUGCCCUUCUCCCAGACCCUGGCUAGGCCCUCGUACCAAGCAGACUCCACCAUCCACGGAUACAAUAACUCUGGAUCAGUCAACAAUGCCUUUCAUCAGCCCCAACGAUCCACUGGCAGAGUGUCAACAUUGUCUAGCCAGAGCCCAGUUAUGGAGUCUCCAGUGUAUUCUCCCCAGAGACCAAAUGCUGGCUACCAACACCAAAACACUACCCCGACACACACCCCUGAGCCCCACCUUCAUUCACGCCAAGCACCCCUCCACUACCCCAGUGAUCCCUCUUCUAAUUUUAACCAGCAGGCACCACUGAAGCCUGUGAAUUCAUACCCGGGCAGUGGGAUUUCCCACUCCCCAGACCCACAGGGUUCCUCUCCUUACCAAGGCUGCAGUGCUUCUUCUUCUCCUCUCCCUGCUCUCACUCCCCAACCCAAGGAUACAUCGUCUUCCUCUUUGGCCAGAGAACAAGAUGCAGAGGAGGAGACACUAAACUUGGAAGGCCUGGUGGCUCACCGCAUCGCCGAGUACAACGCUCGUAUUCGGGGCAUCAGUGAAAGCAUAACACCGCAACAAUCUGACCGCCAUCGUUCCUAUUCUUUCUCUGGAGUUCGCUCCAGAGGAAUGACCCCAGAAGUGACGCAGGAGAUAGGUCGGCGUCGGACCACCAGUGAGGGACAGUACCAGAGCAAUCGUGAUAAUACACCAGCAGUGCAUUCACAGGAUUUUGCCAACAAUAUGGCUCUGAACCCAGGAGGAAGACCCAGAGAGGGUCUCAUGCACGGCUACCGAGAGGUGUUUCAGGAUGACGAGGCAGACGGGUUUGUCAACAGUCCCACCUUUGGAGGCAGUGGUGAGAAUUCUCCCCAGACCCCCAGCUUCCCUGUGUCGCCACAGACUCCUUACUUCAACAUGUCUCGUUCUCCCCCAGGUUUCACCAAGAAUCCUGUGUCUAUACUGGGAAUGAAGCCACACCAACAGGGGGCAUCAGACACUGAUACUAAUGAUGGAGAGCAAGACAAUUGCAGUUUUGGGGAUUCCAGAGCACAGCCGUUCAACACUCCUCUAUUCCCCAGUAGUCCAAUUCACAGUGCUGAUGGGAGGAGGAUUGUUUCUUCAGAAGGUACUCCCUCCCACCCCCACAGACCCAACUCCCCUGAGGGCUCCCAGGUCAACAUCAUGGGUGUCCACACUGUCCCUGGCAGCCCCAACACCCUCCACCGCACAGUGGCCACCAACACACCACCAAGCCCUGCCCUCCAGAGACGCCUGGGUCAGGCCAGUCCCUCACUGAGCAGACACCCAUCUCCAGCAGGGGUAACCUCCAGUCCUCUGAUUGGCCAAAACCCUAAGACAGCAGCUGCCGGUGUGCCUCCUAGCCCCCUGAUGGGCACACCCGAUGAGCUGGGGGCUGCAUCUCGUCAGGGUAGUGCCCAACCGCACUCUACGCCUGCCUUCCCCAUCUCCCCACAGAUGCCAGAAAAGAGGCACAUGUCCAGCGGAGAUGCAGAGAGGACAGACAACAAGAACGCGACAGCGGCCAGUGGUGGCAGCACACCAAACUUGUCCGGCACACACAUGUUCCCAGACGUCUCCAAGUCCAUAUAUGAUGGUUAUCCAGACAUUAAGAUGAAUGUCAAGUUUGUCCAGGACACCUCCAAGUUCUGGUACAAGCCAGACAUCUCCAGAGAGCAAGCCAUCAAUCUGUUGAAGGACAGGGAGCCUGGAGCAUUCAUUAUAAGGGACAGCCAUUCCUUCCGUGGGGCCUACGGUUUGGCCAUGAAAGUGGCCUGCCCCCCACCGACUGUCCAGCAGAACAAAAAAGUUGGUGACAUAUCAAACGAGCUGGUGAGGCACUUCCUGAUUGAAACGAGCUCUAAAGGCGUCCGUCUGAAGGGUUGUCCCAAUGAACCCUACUUUGGAUGUCUGUCUGCUCUGGUAUACCAACACUCAAUGACUCCACUAGCUCUGCCCUGUAAGCUGAUGAUCCCCACCAAAGACCCAAAUGAUGAGGCGUUGGAACUCGCCACACCAACGGAUCAAGUUGAGUUUCUGAAGCAGGGAGCAGUUCAGAAGGUUCCUGAUGAAGCCCAUGCGUGCAAUGUUCUUUACAUAAACUCUGUGGACAUGGAGUCUCUCACGGGGCCUCAGGCCAUUGCCAAGGCAAUCAGUCAGACGCUGGUGACCAACCCUCUGCCAGCUGCGACCACUGUCCACUUCAAGGUGUCUGCACAGGGCGUUACGCUCACUGACAGUCAGAGGAAAAUUUUCUUCAGACGACAUUAUCCCAUUAACACAGUAACCUACUGUGACACUGAUCCCCAGGACAGAAAAUGGGGAAAAGAAGGAGGUGGCUCACUGAAGCUUUUUGGAUUUGUUGCAAGGAAACAAGGAAGCACAACAGACAAUGUCAGCCACCUGUUUGCUGAGCUGGACCCAGAUCAGCCUGCCUCAGCCAUCGUCAGCUUUGUUUCCAAAAUGAUGAAGCGGUGAAACCUCCCAAUGUCCCAGCAGCAGCGGCGAUUUUGAAAUCUUCCUUCUUCGUUGAUGUCUUGUUGGUCAGGACUCGAUGGCAUCCUUUUUUUCUGUUUCCUGCUGGUUUGUUUCUGUUUCCUUCUCUGUUUUGUUUUUUGUUCUCUCUGUCUUGUUGGUUUGUCUCUGUCUUUUUUGGAAGAGUCUAUUUGAAGGAUUUGUUGUGGAUCCAAAGUGGCGCUAGAGGAUGUGCAGUGUGGAGCUGUGAAUGUGACACUGAGGCCAUUGAAGGGAGAAAAUGUAUUCACAGGGUACUCUGUGCUAGAAGUAAAUGCUACCUAAAGACUAAAGGAAAAGUGUUAAGUUCAGUCAUGGAACAUGUAAGGACUAGUAUGUUUCAGGGUUCUAUGUUGUCACUUUUGUUGAUUGAUUUACCAAAGGUAGUUGCAAUACAAGUGAAAGAAUGAUGUAGCUAUUAAGCCAUUAUUAUUUCCUCUUUUCAAAAGAUGAAGUGUUGAACAAAAAAAAAAAAGAGUUUCUCCUUGAACUUGUCUUCAGGAAAAAAAGUUGGCCUUGAUGGCUUUUAGCAAAACAGUGUCUGAAGACCUUAUGCAUGUUAGCUUGAUUCUUAAGCUUGGUUCCUCUAUCUUCCACAAAAGUCAUUGUGAAAUCCUUAGAGUGGCCAUUUCUGGGUCUGCCGUGUGUUGGAAAGGGCUCUGCAGUAAAAUGACUGAACUAAACUGUGCAUAGCAGACCAGACUCAAAAACCUGCCACGCUGAGGUCACCACAUUUUGUGUCAGUGCAGUCACACGUGCAUCACCUCUGCCUCAGGUCCUAGCCCGAUGGCUCUCUCUCAAAACCCGCUUAUUGGAUCACUCUUGCCUGAAAUCAGCAAGCUCCUGAUAGCAUGGCAGACAGAGCGAGGAAGACUGUUUGUCCACAAGAUGGCACCACUCAUUAAGGCUUGGACCCUACACCCCGCUCACAUAAUCUUACCCAUCCCAGCUGCUUGCAGUAGUGAAUCUGUUGAUAGAUGCUGCCACUGAAACACACUGGAAAUCACCAGGGACUGGCCCACUGACCUGGACCUAUGCACUGUUCUUUAUGCAUGUUGUUGUCCCAAAAUGCACCCUCCCUCAUAGUUACAUUCAGCAUCACUAUAAACAUAAUAUGGUGUGUGCUAAAACAACUUAAAAACCUUUAGACAAGUACGCUGAGGCUGUAUGACUUGUCAAAGACUGCAUGAAAUAGAGAACAUUUUUGUACUCUUCUCCCGAAAAGUAGACAACCCAUUGUUGAAGUAGUCACAUGAUGGUGAGAUAUAUUUUUUACAUUUUUUUCUUGCAUUUCAGUUGAGCCAGGGUUACCCUUCACUGUAUCAAGGACGGUCCGUUCAUGUUUUUCCACAGCGUCAUCAAAAUUUACAUUUAGAUACGUUUUAGGGCAAAUCAAAGAAAUAACAAAACAAAACAAAAAAAAAGUUUUCACACUGUGCGCAAAUGCCUGCUUGUUGAACACGCUCAACCAUUCACAAUAAGCUAAGGAAAAUUAAUAUUGAUAUAAAUGUACAUAGAUAUACUACUUUGAAAGGUGACAUAGCGAAAAAGUAUUUAUUUUUGUUGCUUUGUUCCCUCAUGAUUAUUCAUAUAUACAUAUAUUGUACAGUCUAGAUAAAGAAGAUUACCUAAUGGGUUGAGAAAAAUAUAUACUUAUUUUGGCUAAUGAUUUCAAAGUCUGACGAUUUUGAAAUGUGUUUGAAUAUAUGGUGUACAUUACUUUGUACAUGUAUAUGUUUGUUUUUGGCUCUUCAUGUUUUGCAUUAUCUCGGAAUGAGGUAGGGCAUGAAUGAGACAGAAUCCAAGUGUCUGAAUUGCAUGGACAGAAGCAUCUGAGUGUGUUUCAGCAGCAGAAACACACUCAUAGAACAAAUGCAUUGUAGCUAGUAGAUUUUAAGGUAAAGACAUGCCGAUUUUAGAUGAGGGAAGCAUGCAAAAGUUCAGAAGCCAACCUCAAAUGCAAUAUGAAAGCUGUAUGCACCCAUGACAGUUCCAAUUAUGAUUUUGCCAAAGAUUCAAACACUUUAUGCUGACUGGCUGUGUGUUGGUUUUUAUGUUCAACUGCUACUCAGUUUCCUCUUUGUGUUUCACAUUUGACACACUUUGCUCAGCAUUAUCAGUAAACCUAAGAAAACUGAACCAGCCAGGGCUCAGAAAUUGGUUUCAUAGGUCAUAUAUGUAACACAGGGGCCCCUGCUUUUCAACAGCAAGACAUACAGCUGCAGAUGAUGAAAGUGUUUUGAUGUUUUAACUGGUGUAUCACAAAAAGAAAAACCUGUCCACCUCCAUCACCCAUUCAAGAGCGAACAGGUUCGCUGUGCCCCAAUUUGGAAAUGUGUAAACAAAGCACUUAUAUACACCGUACCAAAAGAGGAGUGCCAUAGAUUCCAUAUGGGUGUCAAAGCUGGAGGUAAAUAAAGUUAGAUGUGUCUCACCAUGAGGCUAAAGCUUUGUCAGACUGCCAAAGGUGUUUUUUUCUCUGGCCCUCUUGAAAGUCAGUGAUUUAUUUAUUCAUAUUUAUUCUUUGAUUUUUCCAGACAUGUUUUUAAAAUUUUUUCUUUCAUUGUUGCAUUAUCACAUAAUUGCAGUUUUUGCAGUCAGUGUUGAUGAAUGGAGAAAUGUAUGGUGGUGUUUUAUUGAAAGCAAAGAGGUACAGUGCACUUAAAUUGACUACUAACGCUCUUAAAUUCUUGUUUUAGUUAUUUGGAGGGAGAAAAAAGGGUUCUAAAUUUACACACACAAAAACAACUAAAAAUGCAUUGUACCUGUGGCUUUGAGUCAAAAGUUACUUUGUUGUUUCAGUGUAAAAGAAGUGGUUUCUGUGACCCCUAUGUACAGACAGACUUGUAUGAACGUGCUACUACAGAUGUACAAAAGGGUCUCGGAUUUUGUCCGUGCUUAUCAUUUACAUUAUAUUGUCAUGGCUUACCUGUUCCUAAGAAGAAGAAAAAAAAUCAUUAAAGCAAUACAAAUCAGUUACAUUAAAGCUAUGUGGGUGUACAUUUGGUUUCGGAGAUUCAGUAAAUGGGUUUAUUUUA